UUUAUUAACACCUGUCUACAGUCGCUGGUCAUAGAGAAGUUUGGUGAAGAGACAUGGGAAAAAUUGAAAGCUUCUGCAGAAGUACAAGAUACCUUCAUGACCUAUACAGUGUAUGAUGACAUCAUCACCAUGAAACUCAUUCAAGAGGCUUGCAAGGUUCUGGGUGUGUCCAUGGAAGCCAUUCUGAAGCUCUUUGGAGAAUACUUCUUUAAAUUCUGUAAGAUGUCUGGCUAUGACAGGAUGCUGCGGACAUUAGGAGGAAACCUCACAGAAUUUAUUGAAAACCUAGAUGCCCUCCAUAGUUAUCUGGCACUCUCUUAUCAGGAGAUGAAUGCACCAUCAUUUCGUGUGGAGAGAGGAGCAGAUGGGGAAAUGCUCCUCCAUUACUACUCUGACAGAAGUGGUCUGUGCCAUAUAGUACCAGGUAUCAUUGAGGCUGUGGCUAAGGACUUUUUCGACAUUGAUGUGACCUUGGAUAUACUUGACAUGAAUGAGGAGGUGGGGAGAACAGGGAAGAAAGAACAUGUUGUAUUUCUGGUUAUGCAGAAGGCUUGCAGGCAGAUAAGAAAGGCAAGGCCAAACAAGUUACAAGACCCAGAGGACAUCCCGAGAGACCAACAGGCUCUUGAGACAGCUUUCCUCAGGAUGAAGGAAAAAUAUUUGAGUGUGUCUGUUUAUCCUGGGAAGAAAUCCCCCUGGGAUGUGGUGAGGGGGAUAGUCAUGUUUGGAAAAGGGCGCCUCAGGGACUCCUUCGAGCCCAUGUAUCCUGAGAAGCUCUGGAUUGAAGAGAGGACGUUCUGCAAUGCUUUUCCUUUCCACAUUGUCUUUGAUGAAACACUGAGGAUCAAACAAGCUGGUGUGAAUAUUCAGAAGUAUGUCCCAGGACUCCAGACCCAAAAGAUCCGACUAGAUGAGUAUUUCUCCAUCGUUCAUCCUCAAGUUACCUUCAACAUUUUCAGCAUUUGCAAGUUUAUCAACAGCCAAUUUGUCCUGAAGACGCGGAGAGAAAUGAUGCCAGAAACAUGGCAACAUCAGCCCACACUCAAACUUCGAGGCCAGAUGAUCUGGAUGGAGUCACUGCGAUGCAUGAUAUUCAUGUGCUCACCAAAGCUCCGCAGCCUGCAAGAGCUGGAGGAGCAUAAGAUGCACCUCUCAGAUAUUGCCCCCCACGACACCACCAGGGACCUCAUCCUCCUCAACCAGCAGCGUCUGGCAGAGAUGGAGCUGUCCAACCAGUUGGAGAUGAAAAAGGAAGAGCUGCGCAUCCUCUCCAAGCACCUGGCCAUCGAAAAGAAGAAGACAGAGACCUUGCUGUACGCUAUGCUGCCGGAACAUGUAGCCAAUCAGCUAAAGGAGGGCAAAAAGGUCGCCGCAGGAGAAUUUGAAACCUGCACAAUCCUUUUCAGUGAUGUGGUAACAUUUACUAACAUCUGUGCUGCCUGUGAACCUAUCCAGAUAGUGAACAUGCUGAAUUCAAUGUACUCCAAGUUUGACAGACUAACCAGUGUCCAUGAAGUCUACAAAGUGGAAACAAUAGGUGAUGCUUAUAUGGUAGUUGGAGGUGUGCCAGUUCCUAUUGGAAGCCAUGCUCAAAGGGUGGCGAAUUUUGCCUUGGGGAUGAGAAUUUCUGCAAAGGAAGUGAUGAAUCCUGUUACUGGAGAACCCAUCCAGAUCAGAGUGGGGAUCCACACUGGACCAGUCUUAGCAGGUGUUGUGGGAGACAAGAUGCCACGGUACUGCUUGUUUGGUGACACUGUGAACACAGCCUCUAGGAUGGAAAGUCAUGGGCUUCCCAACAAAGUGCACCUCAGCCCUACAGCCUACAGAGCCUUGGAAAAUCAAGGAUUUGAAAUCACGGAGAGGGGUGAAAUUGAGGUGAAAGGAAAAGGGAAAAUGACCACAUACUUUCUGAUUCAGAACUUGAAUGCUACAGAGGAUGAGAUUAUGGGAAGGCACAAAACUCCACUUGAUGACAAAGCUUCUGAUGAAGCUCCACUCUCCAGGAACCCAAAUGCAGGAGGGGACUCCAUGGAAUCAGCUGAUCACCAACCAUCCACAGAUCAGAUCAAGAUAAGUCCUUUUCCUAAUGACCCCAGGCUAUCUGCUUUCUGCAUUUUGUUGUAG
This is a messenger RNA of Dipodomys ordii (Ord's kangaroo rat), 2124 nucleotides long. Its product is annotated as guanylate cyclase soluble subunit beta-2-like. Bases 97 to 2124 code for a protein of 675 amino acids. Lineage: Eukaryota; Metazoa; Chordata; Mammalia; Rodentia; Heteromyidae. The record is from RefSeq and is a predicted model, not a curated record. Gene Ontology annotation, cellular component: guanylate cyclase complex, soluble. Gene Ontology annotation, biological process: response to oxygen levels; cGMP biosynthetic process. The transcript is spliced from 14 exons. Gene Ontology annotation, molecular function: heme binding; guanylate cyclase activity.